Messenger RNA from Helicoverpa armigera (cotton bollworm), 675 nucleotides. RefSeq lists its product as uncharacterized. Bases 10 to 645 code for a protein of 211 amino acids. The transcript has 4 exons. NCBI's taxonomy places the organism in Eukaryota, Metazoa, Arthropoda, Insecta, Lepidoptera, Noctuidae. The record is from RefSeq and is a predicted model, not a curated record.
AAUAACAAAAUGUGUGUAGAUCUACCAGUGUUGACAAGAUGUUGUAUGUGUUUUCCAUUACGAUAUGGCUUGCUUGUAUGGGGUUAUAUCAGAUUGUGCUUAGGCCUUGCCUUUCUGACCACUCUUACGACAGGUUUCAUAGAACUACUAAACACAGAACGGAAACCUCAUGACGAUUUAGACACGAACUUAGCAAUCGUAGGAACACUCAUAGUAUUGACUUCUACUGAUGUAGUACUGAAUGCUUUGUUUAUCAUCGGAGGACAUUUGAAAAACCUGAGGUUAUUAAGAGCUUACUAUAUCUACAACAUCAUGUUCCUUAUUCUGAUGAUAUUGUUCGGCCUCCUUACGAUAGCGAAUUGUCUCACUUACAUACCAAUUGUUAACGAAGAGAAUGUAUUUUUUGUUUUGCUCGUCGUACUGUUCUAUAUCGUUUUUAUAGGACAUUUAGUGAUACAAUAUUACAUUAUUCUGCUAAUAAGAAGUGAGAUAGUAAAACUAAGGAACAACUGUGAACUCGGGUUUGUUAACAACGCUGCACAACUUGAGAUGCAGUAUGAAACAGAUGGAGUGAAUACCACGAACGACAGUGGAAAUAAAAAUAUUGAAGACGAUACGGAACAGAAAAAUAAUAAAGUCACUUAAUAAUUGGUAAAAAUAAGUGAUAUUAUGAUA